Messenger RNA from Schistocerca serialis cubense, 4555 nucleotides. RefSeq names its product glucose dehydrogenase [FAD, quinone]-like. Gene Ontology annotation, molecular function: flavin adenine dinucleotide binding; oxidoreductase activity, acting on CH-OH group of donors. The record is from RefSeq and is a predicted model, not a curated record. The annotation marks the transcript as partial. The transcript has 7 exons. Lineage: Eukaryota; Metazoa; Arthropoda; Insecta; Orthoptera; Acrididae.
GGCCGCGACGCGGCGGAGGCGCUGCGCGACGGCGACGCCGCCGACUACGUGGUGGUGGGCGCCGGCGUCGCGGGGCCCGUCGUCGCCGCCCGCCUCGCCGAGCAGCCCGGCGUCUCCGUGCUGCUGCUGGAGGCGGGCCCCGAGGAGCCGACCAGCACGCAGGUGCCGUGCUUCGCGACGCACGCGGUGGGCACGUCGCUGGACUGGAACUUCACGACGACGCGGCAGGCGCACGCGUGCCUGUCGACGGGCGGCGUGUGCCGCUGGCCGCGGGGCAAGAUGGUGGCGGGCACAGGCGGCAUGCACGGCAUGAUGUACACGCGCGGCCACCGCGACUGCUACGACGCGUGGGCGCGCGCCGGCAACCCGGGAUGGGGCUACGACGACGUCCUGCCCUACUUCAAGAAGGCCGAGCGCAACCUCAACCCCGACCAGAUGGAGAUGGAGUUCCACGGCGCGGAGGGCGCGAUGCCGGUGCAGCAGUUCCCGCACCGGCCGGCCAUGGCGGAGGUGAUCGUGGCGGCGCUGCAGAGCCUGGGCUACCGGCGCGGAGACCUCAACGGCGCCAACCAGACGGGCGUCGACGUGGCGCAGAUGAUGGUGGAGGACGGCCUGCGCGCCUCCACGCCGCGCGUCUACCUGCGCCCGCUGCACAACAGCACCCGGCUGCGCGUCGCCAUACGCGCGCACGUCACCAGGGUGCUGAUCGACCCGGCGAGCCGGCGCGCGCUCGGCGUGCUGUACGUGGACGGCGCGGGCGCCACGAAGCGGGCGCUGGCGCGGCGGGAGGUCAUCCUGAGCGCGGGCGCCAUCGGCUCCCCGCAGCUGCUGCUGCUGUCCGGCGUGGGGCCCAGCGAACACCUCACCGCCCUCGGCAUCAAGACGGUGCGCGACCUGCCCGUGGGGGAGAACCUGCACAACCACGUGUCGGCCGGCCUGGGGUUCUGGGUUCGGUCCCCGGGGCCCGGCCGGCGCGCCCUCAACGCCGACACGCUGGACGCCUUCCUGCGCACGCGUGACGGGCCCAUGGCCAGCACGGGGCUGACGCAGACCACCGCCUUCGUGCUCUCACAGUACGCCAAGGACGGCGUGCCUGACCUGCAGAUAUUCUUCGACGGCUUCUCGGCGCGGUGCUCGCGCACGGGCGAGGCCGGCGAGUGCGAGUCGGACGCGUGCGGGCCGGCCUACGUGUACGCGCGGCCCACGGCGGUGCGCGUGCAGAGCCGCGGCCGGCUGCGGCUGCGCAGCGCCGACCCGCGCGACCCGCCGCUGCUCGACCCGCGCUACCUGUCGCGGGCGCGCGACCUCGACGUGCUGGUGGACGGGCUGCGGCUGGUGGCGCGCGCCGCCCGCACCCCGCCCAUGCGCGCCUGGGGCGUCGCCGUCGACGACGCGCCGCGGCCCGGCUGCCGCCACCUGCCCUUCGCCUCCGACGAGUACUGGCGCUGCGUCGUGCGCGUCCACACCGGGCCCGAGAACCACCAGGCCGGCACGUGCAAGAUGGGCCCCUCGUGGGACUACACGGCCGUGGUGGACGCCCGGCUGCGCGUGCACGGCGUGCAGGCGCUGCGCGUCGUCGACGCCUCCGUCUUCCCGGAGGUGCCCAACGGCAACCCCGUGGCGCCCAUCAUCAUGGUGGCCGAGAAGGCGGCCGACAUGAUCAAGGAGGACUGGCGGCGCGCGCACCACCGCUAGGCCCACUGCUUCUGCCGCCGCCGCCACCAUCACUGCCGUCAUCACUGGGGUCGUCGGACUCGCGGCCAUCACCAUCACCGCCGCCCUCCCCACAUCCCGCCGGCACCGUCGCUUCUCGACACUUCAGAUGACGUCCUCGUGGUGUUGCCAACCACGCCGCAGUCAUCGUCGCAAACAGCACGACUCAUCUCAUCGUUACGAUGAAUAUUACUCAUUCAAGUCCCGUCACUACUUGGAAAAUAGAGGGGCAGCCUGUUUUACGGUUUAACGUUUACUCACUCUACUACCUUGCUAUUGGCCGUAUGGGUACGGGAGUCGUUGGUGUAUCUAUUUUUAUUCUUCGAUACAGAACAGGUUUCGUGAUCAAACGGUGCUCCCUAUUCUGCUUCCACAAUGUGUUCUCCUUUUUCCAAUCUCUCGAAGUCUACCGUGACAGAAGCCACAACUUCGCCCAAUCAGAUCUCCCAGCACUCACUACCCUUUUGUAUUUCCCUUAUCAGCUGAUAUUUUUUUACAAUUUUCAGCACAACUGCAAUGUUAUUCUAAAUUUUAUAUAAAUUAAUUUUUCUAGGAAGGCAGGAAUUUGGGGGAGAGGGAGAGAUUUCCGUUUCAGACAAACACUAUGGAGUACCGAGCUAUCUUCAUGUACAAGAGACGAUUUCUGAUCUUACUAUAGUUGCACAAUACCAAAUAAUCAAAGUUGUUGCAAAAAUUAAAGACUUAAGUACAACGCAAAAAAGCAAACAGUCUCAUUCUGAAAAAUAUCUCUCGAAAUUACACACAAAGAAGCUAGUAAAUUCUAAUCACGAGAUAAGAAACAAUUUCCGGGAGUUUAUCCGUCCAACAGUUCAGCAUUAUACGGUCAUACACUCUCAAAAACGUUACUAUUUCGCCUUUUCAGUCAACAUGACAAAACGAAAUUUCUCGAAAUGAGUGUUGCUCUUAAGGCUACUACGAGUUUGUUUACAACGGCUUAUAUACACUGAUCUAAGCCACACUACCAGAAGGACAGAGCUUUCCUACGACAGACAAUUAUUUAACAGGAUACAUCACACAGUUAUUACAACCAUUUGGAACUUUUUAUGGGUCUCUUCAGUCACAAAAUAAUAAUCCAAAAAGUAGCAAUUCAGUUUUCUGCAUAAUACUGCAAGUAUACAGAGAACUGCGAAAUAUUGCAUUAAGGUAAAAAAAUGUAAAAGUAAUGACAUAAAAUAGUCUUUCUGAAAAGAAAUAUUUCGAUUACACACAAUUUUGGCAAUGGUUUGACAAUUUAGUUUACAGGUGAAAUGGGUGAGCGACGGGAUUAAAUACAGACAGUACGGAAAUCCUUUAUGCUUUUUAAGUGUACUUGCUCAGCACAAUAUAAGUUGUUCCUGAGUCAUGGAAAGUGCCAUCAUCAACGGCUGUGAAUGUGUUCCUUCACGUCUCAUUAGAAAUUUUUCCUACUAACAGUUGUAUGACAGCAAUGUGUGUGUCUGUGUCGUAUCUGCAGGCUGUUAAAUGUUGUGAUGUUGAAUGUGGUGAUAUCUAAUCAUCAAUGAAGCAGGUCAAAUUAAAAAAAAAAAAACAUUGUUAUAAAUGAAAAACGUGUGUGCCCUACAUCGAGUCCAGCCUUGGACACUAGUUUAGCGGGUAGCUCCUCAGCUCCAAUCUGAUGGACACUAUUAUGACUGAAAGAACACCGAAGUGCAGAAGGAUUGACGGAAGCAGCACCACGCGUCAAAGAUUAACUUUACAUCGCUGAAGAACUUUCAAAUUGAACCACCAUAAGAGACUUCGGACAGUAAAUUUUUAUAAUGUAUUCAAAAUAUUUUUCAGAAGUUCUCAGUAAGAUCAAGUAGGGAGGAAUGUGUAUAUUUUUACCACUACCUUUCGUAUCACGCAAACGUGGCAGAACUUGCAGUAGACGUCGUGACAACUUUAUUUUUUUCGACCUGCUACACGUCACAACACUAAUCGUCACAAUGGACAGUUUUACACGUCGUUCAACUGCUCCACGUUCCCCCUGCGAUUAAUACCAUUCUAAAACUGACGCUCCGAAGAACUUAAUUUUGGCGGCCUUGAGAAGUAUUUUUGCUGUGGUAUUCUGGAAAACGCGCGGUCCUGGGCUGCUGUCCAAAGAACUCCAGGAGGAAUUGUUUAAAUUUGCUAUCUUAUCUCCGAGGUUAUUGUCAUUCAGAUUCAAGAUAUCCUCAAUAACCACUACUUCAGAUUUCCUAAAUGACGUAAGUGUUACCAUUUUACUCGCAUAUGCUGCACUCCUGGUUGUCUUUCUCGAGUGGAGCCAUCUACAUACCGUUUAGCACUUUUUUCGUUGAGUUUUUCUGGCCUGUGCUAAUAUUUGCGGUUUACAACGCUUACUUACUUUCACUGGUCGGGGAUACCAGCACUCCCUUUCUUUUUUGUCACAGCCCAUACAGGCAAUCAUCAGACUCCCUUUCGUCGCAGGAUGAUAAAAGAACGCCGCACUAACUUCACAUUACCUACUGAGGCACCUAUACAUUUAUGCAAAUGUCCUUGGACUGAAUGAGAGGUUCGCCUACUACAGUGAGAAAUCCUACAUCGACGUCACCUAUUUUGGAACGCACAAAGAAGGUGCAAUUUUUACGAACUUACAAAGGAGUUGACCACUAACAGGUGAGAUAGAAGCCUUGACCAUGCAAGGAAAAGCAUUAUACUUUGGUUUCUGAUUGAUCACUGCGUAUUAAUUUGAAGAACAAACUGAUCCGUAACAGGUAGGAAGGAAAAGAAUCGGCGUAACUGGCUCAAGCUGCAGAUACGGUAUCAGCCUGCAGAUACGAUACAACAGUCUAUAAAUCUAUUGAUCUCAUUUUGUACAAAUGUUUACACACAAUAUUUG